Messenger RNA from Hipposideros armiger (great roundleaf bat), 1266 nucleotides. RefSeq names its product KH RNA binding domain containing, signal transduction associated 3 (gene KHDRBS3). The transcript is spliced from 10 exons. Gene Ontology annotation, molecular function: mRNA binding. Gene Ontology annotation, cellular component: nucleus. Bases 16 to 1170 code for a protein of 384 amino acids. Gene Ontology annotation, biological process: regulation of alternative mRNA splicing, via spliceosome. The record is from RefSeq and is a predicted model, not a curated record. Lineage: Eukaryota; Metazoa; Chordata; Mammalia; Chiroptera; Hipposideridae.
GGGAUUUGAAUUGUGAUGAGUGCAAACAAGGUCUCAAUCUUUUGCACGUCAUGCUGGUCUUCGGAGCACAGUGGCACUGUGCAGUUUGGUUAUUCCUACUCCAGUCUUGUAUUGAGCUCUGCGUGGAGACUUCAGAAAAAGGUGUGCUGUCACCAGUGGACACCCAGGCGUGCUACCUCCCCAGAAGAAAUAGAAAAGUUUCAAAAAGGAGAAGGAAAGGACGAAGAAAAGUACAUUGAUGUGGUGAUUAAUAAGAACAUGAAGCUGGGACAGAAAGUGUUAAUUCCUGUGAAGCAGUUUCCUAAGUUCAACUUUGUGGGGAAACUUUUGGGUCCUCGUGGUAAUUCUCUGAAGCGUUUACAAGAAGAAACCUUGACAAAAAUGUCCAUCCUUGGAAAAGGUUCCAUGAGAGACAAAGCAAAGGAAGAAGAGUUGAGGAAAAGUGGAGAAGCAAAGUACUUCCACCUCAACGAUGACCUCCAUGUUCUCAUUGAAGUGUUUGCCCCGCCCGCGGAAGCCUAUGCCCGGAUGGGGCAUGCCUUGGAAGAAAUCAAGAAGUUCCUCAUUCCCGACUAUAAUGAUGAAAUCAGGCAAGCACAGCUCCAGGAAUUAACAUAUCUGAAUGGCGGUUCAGAAAAUGCAGAUGCACCAGUUGUCCGAGGGAAAUCCACCUUGCGUACAAGAGGUGUGCCAGCCCCAACAAUAACCAGGGGAAGGGCAGGCGUCGCGGCCCGGCCAGUUGGAGUUGGUGCGCCAAGAGGGACGCCAACAUCCCGGGGCGUGCUCUCCACCCGAGGGCCAGUGAGUCGGGGAAGAGGACUUCUCACUCCCAGAGCAAGGGGAGUUCCCCCAACUGGGUACAGACCUCCGCCGCCACCCCCAACACAGGAGACCUAUGGAGAUUAUGACUAUGAUGAUGGAUACGGCACUGCUUAUGAUGAACAGAGUUAUGAUUCCUAUGAUAACAGCUAUAGCACCCCAGCCCAAAGUGGUGCUAAUUACUAUGAUUACGGUCAUGGACUCAGUGAAGAGGCGUAUGAUUCCUACGGACAUGUCAGCCAUCUUGGAGAGCUGAAGGAGCUGGUAGUGCCCCUGGAGCAAACACAGGAACUUGUCUCUAAUUAUGGACUGCUUAAGAAUAGUCAACUCACCAACGUGCCUAGUCAGUAAAUGAAUUCACUUGGGAACUUGAAAAUCAUCUUCAUUUUUUUUUUCCACAAUUUUGUGCUCUGUGAAAUAUUUUAUAAAACAGUAUGCUUUUUAAUU